Molecule: messenger RNA, 743 nt
Organism: Mycotypha africana
Lineage: Eukaryota; Fungi; Mucoromycota; Mucoromycetes; Mucorales; Mycotyphaceae
Exons: 1
Coding region: 128-478 (116 amino acids)
Source: RefSeq, a predicted model, not a curated record
UGAUGAUUAACAAUGGCGCUGUGGAUAUAUAUAGUGUAUACAUGCGCAUCAUUUUAUUAUUAGGUACAAUAGGCAGAAAUGUUGAUGUGAUGUAUAGCUCCCAGCCAUAAUAAAUAUAUACAUAAUUAUGUUCAUCUAUUGCCAUGCAUGUUUUCCUAAUUUACGUUUUUCUGCUUUUGCUUUCGCUAUUUCUAUUUUUUUCUCUUCCUUAUCCAUAACAGUCAUUGCUUUGGCAAUCUUUUGCUUUUGUUUCUUUGUCAAUCCUUUCUUAUUAGCUGCUUUCUUUAUCUUACUGCUGCUAUUAUUACUACUAUUAUUCGUCUUUUUUAGAUCUGUUAUAGCUUGUUUCCGCACAUGUAAUAACCGUAGCUCAUUUUGUAUACGCUCCUUUGCUACAAAAAAAAGUGUUGUGUCGUCAGAAAGCAAAUACUCCUCAAAGGACAUGGUCAACUUUCUAAGUUUUUUUUUACCAUUCUGAGGUUCAUCGUUAAUAUCUGCUGGGUUGACUGUGGCCCAUUUUGAAGCCUUAGCGCCGGUAACUAUAAAAUAAUUGAAAAUUAGGUUGAUUUAAUACAAGUAUUCAAUCACAUCAUUAGGGCCUGAGCUCUCAUUACUUUUAGACAUGUUAAAAGGCCUUAAGAAAAUAUAAAGAUUGAAUGUCAAACAAUUUUAAUGCAGCUGUCGAAAAAGUGGCUUGGGGUCUAAAUUGUCGGGAAUUGGAUUUAAAGCAAGAAGAAAAAGCA